Messenger RNA from Lotus japonicus, 1538 nucleotides. RefSeq names its product ethylene-responsive transcription factor ERF113-like. Gene Ontology annotation, biological process: ethylene-activated signaling pathway; regulation of DNA-templated transcription. The record is from RefSeq and is a predicted model, not a curated record. The transcript has 2 exons. The coding region runs from base 277 to 1230 and encodes 317 amino acids. Gene Ontology annotation, molecular function: DNA binding; DNA-binding transcription factor activity. Lineage: Eukaryota; Viridiplantae; Streptophyta; Magnoliopsida; Fabales; Fabaceae.
CAUAAUAUCUCAGAAAACAGCUUAUAUAUACUUUUAUUGCACACGAGUCUUUGUUCAAAGGUGGCUAUAACCAAUUUGAACUUUUCCAUUCUUCAUACGUGAAAAUAUCAAUGCUGUUGUUGGCGUAUUAGAGUUGACAAUAUUGAAGAAGGGUCUGAUAAGUUUACAACGGUGGCGAAUCCUAGUGAAAAAAAGGGGAACAACAAGGUUGUUUGUUACACGAGACAGAGUGAUUUGGAUGAAUUUGAAGAGAGACAUGAUCUUAAGUUGUUGUCAAUGCCAAUGAUGUUUCAUGGUUUCAAUAGGGAGAAAGAGAUGUCUGCAAUGGUUUAUGCUCUGACUCGUGUUAUCUGUGGUGAUGAGGAGGAGCAUGGUGGUUAUGAUCAUCAGAAAAUGGAACAUAGUGCAUUUGGAGGUGGUGGUGAUGGUGAUGAUGCUAAUUUUCAUGUGACACCAAACAUAGCUUCUUGUUCUGCAACACCAUCUUAUGGUGGUGACAGUUUUUCCCUCAAGAGAAGGAGGGAAGAUGGUGAUUUCUCAUGCAGAGCUUCACCCCCUGCUAUUCCCCCAAUUGCAGAACGUUCAAGCAACUUGACCAACACAGCAACAACAAAAAUAAGCCCAAUGGUGAAACCAGUAUACGAAUACAGAACAGAGAAUGUGAGGGAGGAAACAGAGCAACAACCGAAGAGAAAAUACAGAGGAGUGAGACAGAGGCCAUGGGGGAAGUGGGCUGCAGAGAUCAGAGACCCUUUCAAAGCUGCAAGAGUCUGGUUAGGAACAUUCAACACAGCUGAAGAAGCAGCCAGAGCCUAUGAUCAAGCUUCACUGCGAUUUAGAGGCAACAAGGCAAAACUCAACUUCCCUGAAAAUGUGAGGCUCCUACAACAACCUUCCAUCAAUCAACCAACUACCCAUUUCAGCAAUUCAAAUUCUUCAGAGCCAAUAGUUCAUGCAGAAGCUCAACACCACACUUUUCAGGGUUCCAGUGGUUCCAAUUCAAGCAACUUUUAUGACUAUUCUCCUAUGAGUUUAUAUGAUCAGGCAAAUGUGUCAUCAACCAUGGCUUCUCAUCAUCUUCAAUCUUCCUCAUCAUCAUCAUCAUCAUAUUCUUCUAUGUUUGCUUCUUCUGUGAGUUCUCUGCAAGAAGUUUCAGUUCCUUCGGUUUAUUCUACUCAGCUGCCAGCACAGUAUUCUGUCCAUAGCUCCUCUCCCUCUGGCUCUGGCUGAUAUUCAUGUCAAUUUUCUUGGUCUAACACAUGUAUCCCUCAGACAAUCAUGUUCGAGUUGUGAUCAUUUCCAUGCUCGUGGCGGGUGGGGUGAGCACACCAGUGGGUUUUUUUUCAUGCUUUGUUUAGAUGGAAUCAAACAUAUACCGCUUCCUUGACAAAAAAAAACAUAUACAGCUUGAACCAGUAUCUCUAGGUUAUAUUCAUUCCAUUUAAAGUACUAGUUUGUAAUAUUAUCCUUUUGUAUUUAGCUGUCUAUUUCUCUCUUCAGAUAUCAUCAAUAAUAUUCUUGAUGAGCUUAUCACUCCA